Messenger RNA from Bactrocera neohumeralis, 1907 nucleotides. Its product is annotated as piggyBac transposable element-derived protein 4-like. NCBI's taxonomy places the organism in Eukaryota, Metazoa, Arthropoda, Insecta, Diptera, Tephritidae. The record is from RefSeq and is a predicted model, not a curated record. The coding region runs from base 712 to 1713 and encodes 333 amino acids. The transcript is spliced from 2 exons.
UAAAAUCAAAGUGAAAUGGCAGAUGGUGAAUGGCUUACUCCACGACAACUAAGCGCACUUUCGUACGAAGAACAGCAAGCAUAUAUUCGUCAAACGCUUGAAGAGAGCCAAGAAGAAAUAAGUGACCACGAUUCAGUAGUUGGUGACGAGGCUUUAGAUGAAUGUGUAGGUGAUAUUGGUGGUGAUGACUCAGACUUAGAAGAGCCCACGUUACCAGAAUAUGACCCAGAGGACGACAGUGAUUCUGAUGAAGAACUUGAAGAUGCAUGAAUUGAAACUGGGGAAUAUUUUACUACCAGAGAUGGGAAUGUUUGGUCUUCGGUACAACCACAACCUGUAAGAUUCCGUACGCACAACAUUCUAAGAGUGCACAAUCUGGACCAGUACGGGCAACGCAAGGUUUGACCAUUUCAGAAACGUUCAAAUUGAUAAUGUCAGACGAAAUAUGCGACAUAAUUAUUCGUGAAUCAAAUCGAAAGGCAAGGCAAUUCUUUGAUGAUGACAAUGCAAAACAUUCAACAAGAGAACCGAGAUCAUGGAUUCCCAUAACAGAAAGUGAAUUUGAUGCAUAUUUGGGCGUACUUUUGCUAAGUGGCGUUACAUUUACGACGAUUUUGGGGAAUUAGCCGCUUCAUUCGUUUUGAUAAUGGAAACACACGCCAGCAACGCAAACAAACUGACAAAGCAGCAGCAAUAUCGGACGUUUUUUUGAUGCUAAACAGCUGUCUUCGUAGAUAUUACGUGGCAGGAGCCAACGUCACCGUAGAUGAACAAUUGUAUGCUUAUCGUGGUGGAACUGGCUUCACGCAAUACAUACCAUCAAAACCUGCCAAAUAUGGGAUAAAAGUGUGGUGGGUGUGCGACUCCAUUUCGUCCUAUCCAUUGCAGGGACAAAUCUAUACAGGAAUGGCACCGUCUGGUGAACGUGAAAGAAACGUUGGUGAAAGAAUAGUCAAAGAUUUAUGUAUCAACUUUUUUGAUGGAAGUGGAAGAAAUAUUGUAUGUGACAAAUUUUUCACUAGCUACAACUUGGCAAAAUCUUUGAUGAUAGACAAUAAUUUAUCUAUAUUGGGUACUUAUAACAAAAGGCGUACAUUCGUGCCAGCAGCAUUUGCCAACCCCAAGGGGCGUGAGGCUGAAUCGUCAAUGUUUGGAUUCUAUAAUCACGUUACGAUGUGCUCGUACGUGCCCAAGAAAAACAAGGCAGUUGUAUUAUUGUCCACUUCUCAUUAUACAACAGAAACGUCCGGUCCUAAGAAGAAGCCAUUGCUUAUAUUGGACUACAACAAAACCAAAGGUGGAGUUGAUAGCAUGGACAUGUGCUUGUCCGAAUAUAGUACCAAGCGGCGCACAAAUAGAUGGCCUUUGGUUUUCUUUUAUAAUAUUGUGGACGUUGCUGCGUUUGCUGCAUACAUAAUAUACGUUGACAACAACACUCAACUGAAGUCAUAUACAAGCCGCCGUAGGAUGUUUCUCCAUCAGCUAAGUGAGCAACUAUGCAAGCCAGAAAUAGAGAGAAGGGCGAAUAACAGCAGAAUAUCCAGAAUUUUUUCAACGCGCAACGCCAUCGAAGCCAUGAUAGGUAGGCCCAUCCGAGUUGUGGAUGCUGGAGCACAUGAAGCGGAGGAGCGUGAUAGUACGGGACGCCUAAAAGUAAAGGGGAAUUGCUACAUCUGCUCCAAACGACGCCCUACUCGUAAAGCAUGCACAUAAUGCAACAAACCAGUGUGCGCAGAGCAUUCCAAAGACUUGUCGCAAUGCGAUAGGUGUAAUUGAAUUUCAAUAAUUUUAAAUUUUUUCGUAGUUUUUUUUUAAUAUUUUUUUCAUAAGUAUUUUAUAAUUUAUAAUAAUUUUUAUGCCAUAAGUAUUUUUUUCACUCAAAAUAAACUAUACUUUUCAAAUAUUAU